AUGAUUCGAAUCGUUGAUGCCAGUGAAAAAUAUGGUGAGGGUCAGCAAAUGAUUGUAGCUGCUGAACCUAUUGCUGCUGGUGAAAAAAUUUGGUGGUGCCCUUGCAGUGAUGAUGGCUUUAUUUUGUCACGUGAUGAAAUUCUUCAUUUGAUUGAACUUCAACCUCAUUUAAGAAAUUUUCUUUGUUGGUAUUCACAUAUGACUGAAGAUGAUACGUAUGUAAUACCACGUACAUUUGCUACGCAACAACACGAUGAUGAUGAAUGUGUUUUAUUUAAUCAUUCGUGUGAACCCAAUUGUGGUUUCGAUUCCGAUUAUGGGCAAACUAUUGUAGCUAUGCGAUCCAUUAGUAUUGGUGAAGAAUUAACAUAUGAUUAUAGUUUUCUUGAAACUGAAUCAUCAUUAAUUCGCGGUCUAGUAUGUGAAUGUAACACACCAUCAUGUGUUGGUACACUCAUGUUUGAUCGAUAUCGUGAUGAAGAAUUUCAAAAACGUUUUUAUCUAUACAUGUCACCAUAUUUACAAAGACGUGUGCGAGAAUUAAAAACCAAAUGGUAUUCAACAAAAUGCUUUACACGCUCGGCAACAGAUGAAAAAAGAAAAUCUUUACAUGCAUUAGAAUGGAUACAAGCUGGAGAAAUUGUUGCACGUUUUUCAGGACCCAUCGAUAUUGAUAACCAUUUUAUAGCAAAAGCUAGUAAAUCGGAAGCAACAUGCAUGGUUGAUGCACAUAAACAAGUUAUUUCUUUAUAUGAUUUGCCACCACAAUCAGAAAUUACUUUGAAUUAUCAUGGAAAACUGUUGUAA
Rotaria socialis is the source of this 807-nucleotide messenger RNA. The record is from the annotation of a GenBank genome assembly. Lineage: Eukaryota; Metazoa; Rotifera; Eurotatoria; Philodinida; Philodinidae.